CCCAUACGUGUUUGCACACUGUUUUGGACUAUGGCUUCCACCACCUCAGGUGAUGCUCUGCCAUCAGGCGGAAGGAUCUUCACCAGCUUUCCUGACAUAUUCUUCAUCCCCGAGUUUGUGUUUGGUGGUUUGGUGUGGAUUCUGGUGGCAUCGGCUAAAGUUGAUCCGGCUAACCCUCUGGGCUGGGUGAUGUUUGUGUCUAUCUUCUGCUUCGUAAUGACAACACUCUGGUUCUUCAUCUUCCUCUGCGGAGGCAACCAGAGCAGCAUCUGGCCAGCACUGGAUGCAGGUUAUCAUUUUGUGGCGGUGGUUUUCUUCCUCAGUGCAUCAGUGGAUCUGGCCUAUGUUACCUAUGGGACUGGACAACUUGCACAAGUUCUACCAACAGCUGAACUUCUCAAAAUAUACCGACUGUACAUUUCUGCAGUGGUGAUGUCCUAUGUGGCCACUCUUCUCUACUUCGUCCAUGCCAUAUUCUCUGCCAUUCGAUGGAAGAGGUCCUAAAACAAGUCACCAACUCAAGAGAAAAACAACAACAAAAAAACGAAUAAUCACAUAGCUUUCACAAAUACAUUGAGAGGAAAAUUAUUUUUAUGCAUUUAUUUUGAAUCAAUAUGCCCAAACAUCAAAUUGAUGAAAAAGUGGAAAACACACUCAAACAAAAAUUAUAUUAUCACAUUAGCCUACCUCACAAUUUUCAAUGUUGUUUUUUAGAAUCCAUCCAUGUGAAGUGAGAAUUAUAAGUUUUCAGAAUUAAAUGUUGUUUAAAGAUGGAUGAGUGUAAAUAACUAAUGAAAUUACUAAUCUAAACAGAAGCAGGAAUGAUAUUAUCAUAACUUUUUAUUUCUUUGAUUUUUCACUGUAACUUUCAAUAGUAUACAAUUUAAAAGCUCAGUUCACAAAUUUUAUUGCACACUCACACACAAAAAAAACACAAAUGCAUUUUUUAAAACUCAAGA
Molecule: messenger RNA, 959 nt
Organism: Pundamilia nyererei
Lineage: Eukaryota; Metazoa; Chordata; Actinopteri; Cichliformes; Cichlidae
Product: myelin and lymphocyte protein-like
Exons: 4
Coding region: 31-504 (157 amino acids)
Biological process (GO): myelination
Cellular component (GO): membrane
Molecular function (GO): structural constituent of myelin sheath
Source: RefSeq, a predicted model, not a curated record